Molecule: messenger RNA, 2217 nt
Organism: Engraulis encrasicolus (European anchovy)
Lineage: Eukaryota; Metazoa; Chordata; Actinopteri; Clupeiformes; Engraulidae
Gene: cryzl1
Product: crystallin, zeta (quinone reductase)-like 1
Exons: 14
Coding region: 817-1929 (370 amino acids)
Molecular function (GO): oxidoreductase activity
Source: RefSeq, a predicted model, not a curated record
ACAGAAGGUCGCAAACAAAGGUUUAUGUGCAGUCCCUGUACACUGAAUCUGAGCUCAUGCCCUUGUAGCAGUCAUGCAAAUCUUUAGGAAACGGACGAAUGUUCAAGGAACAAAGGAAAACGUGCUAUUUCAAAGUUUUUCAUUAAACAUCUCCCACCGUGCAAUACCAACAGGGGCAUGCCAGUCUUAUUUACACACAAAGACUACAAGGACGAUAGGUCAACUUGUACAGCUCGACACUGCCAGAGCUUCCAACUCCUCACCUCAGCACGUCUGACCCCCUCGGCUGAGUAGCUUCCACGGGAAAGUUUUAUAUUCACGGGAAGAAUGAAAUGAAAGUAAAAUACAAACUAGCCUAUAUGCGCCACUGUGUAGUAUGACCAAGUGCCACUCUUGUUUCGCACGAACGCAAUCACACAGAGACGCAACUGCCGUAUAAACAGUGUGUUAUUGGUGUGCUGGCAAAACGGCGAGAGGGCAUCUGAGCAAAUCCUUGUGACUGUCACAGGGAGUGCCAACUGCCAAGUGCGCGACAUGGCUCCGACCGAGGCUUCAGUAAACACUACAGUACACUCGCUAAUAGCUGCAUGUGUGGCAAUGUAGAAUGAGGUUGUGCAAAAUAUCUGUCCGAAUGAAUUCGAAUCGUGCGAAUCGUUUUCGAAUGACUAGAGUAACUUGAUGUGAGCCUAUGACAGAAAAAUCAUCAUGCAAUCUAUGCUGUGUAGCUGAGGUAGAACAUGGUCAAUUGGAAGUGUAGUUGGAGGACAUCGCUACCGGCUGACAACAGUAUACUGACAAGGACUGCCGAACCAUGUGAUGGGUGUUCAUUUGACAGAAGAACUGGCUGGAAAUCUGAGUGUCAGUAUGAAAGGACUCUAUUGCAGGUUAAACGACUCGGAAGAAGUGAAGUUUGUGAUUCAGGAUGCUAAUGUGCCUGCCACUAUUGGUGACCGCCAAGUCAAGGUCCAAGUGAAAGGCUGUGCUCUUAGUCCAGUGGAUGUGAGGCUUUUUAAUGACUUGAAAUUACAACGAGACACGGCACCAGUGGGAAGGGAGAUUGUGGGAACUGUUUGUCAAGUUGGGCCCAAGGUUUCCUUUUUUCAGCCGGACGAAGAGGUUGUUGGCAUUCUUCCAUUGGAUACCGAGCUAUCUGGCCUGUGCAAUACUGUCAUCAUCCAUGAACAGUUACUGGUGCCGAAGCCAGAGAAGGUGAGCUGGGUGUCGGCGGCAGGGGCGGUCCGAGAUGGCCUGAGGGCCUACACCGCACUCCACACCCUGGCCCACAUGGCCUUGGGAAACACACUGCUGGUGCUCGAUGGAGCCAGCCCCUUUGGUGUUCUGUCCAUCCAGCUGGCCCACUACCACGGGGUAAAGGUCCUGGCCACCGCCCACUCCCAGGAGGACCACAAGUUCCUGGAGCAGUUGCGGCCGAGCGUGGGCGCGAGAGAGUCUUUGCUAGCCCGUGUGAUUGGUCUGUGGGAUGCCAAGGUGGACCUGGUGGAGGCGUGCUUGGAGGAGACAGGGGGGCUCGGGGUGGACAUCGUCAUCGAUGCGGGAGUGAAGCUGUAUGACGAGGAGCCAGAGGCGCAGCAGACAGCUCAGCUUCCGCAUAAGCAUGACAUCAUCACCCUGCUCGGGGUCGGAGGUCACUGGGUCACCAUGGAACAGAACCUGCAGCUGGAUCCCCCAGAUGCCCGCAGUCUCUUCCUUAAAGCAGCGUCUCUGUCUUUCCUGAACGAGGAGGUCUGGACUGCCUCCUCUGCCCGCCAGGGACGAUACCUUCACAUUCUAAGGGAUGUGAUGGAUAAACUGUCAACUGGGACGUUCAGGCCUUUAUUGGAGGAUCCUGUGCCUUUGUAUGAGGCUACCGUAUCCAUGGAGAUGGUUCAGAAGAGGCAAGUGAGGAAGAGAGUGGUAGUGCAACUGUAAUAAACUGCACUUCCCAGCAUUCCAGAGAAUCGCCACCUUCACCAUAGACAUACACGUAUAAGACAUAUACUGUAUCAUGUGUAUAGUAUGUCUGUGGCCUUCACAUUCCCUGUGUGCACCAUUACAUUCUGGAUGGCCAGUUAAUUUUUUUCUGCAAUUACACGAUGCGUCUGUGUAUUUUUCAUGUCUUGUCUGUUGAAAUACUACCUGUGUUAUUAUUAUAAAUCAUGAUUCAUUUGUAAAGUAACACAAUAAUGUAACACACAUUAAAAAUGGUUUUCAUAACAA